Messenger RNA from Callorhinus ursinus (northern fur seal), 965 nucleotides. NCBI's taxonomy places the organism in Eukaryota, Metazoa, Chordata, Mammalia, Carnivora, Otariidae. The record is from RefSeq and is a predicted model, not a curated record.
AGGCUGCUCCUCCGCCAUUAAAUGAAUUUAUAUGGUUUAAACCGGCUGCAGAUGCAGAGUGGCAACCAGGGCUAUUACUUUUCAGAGGGAAGGGUUAUGCUUAUAUCUCCACAGAGGAUGGACGGACCUGUUCCUGGCUCCCUGCGAGAUGGAUCCGGACGAGGACCAAUUCGAACGGCACCGUAUCCCGCCAGACGACGGAUGGGGAAUCCGGACCAAAAUGAUGCCACCGCAGAGCCAAUGGAAUGAGUCAAUGGUGAAUCAUCAAUUGAUGGCCUGGGGAGAUGGCGGCAUCGCGGACCCUCGUAUAUCACAUCAGAAAUUUCCUGAUCAUAUACAAACGCACUUAUGGAAAAUUGCAGCUGCGCUUAAGACUGUUCGAUUUUACAAUGGAACUUUUUCUGGCACAGCAAAUUCUGCAUCAACUUAUAACUUCACCAUGCUUAAAGAAAUGAAUGUGACUGCAUGUGUACCUUUGCCAUAUUUGUUUCUAAUUGGGAAUUUUAGCUUUGAUAAUGGAAUUAACUGUACCAAAUGUCGUUUAUACUCUUGUGUUAAUAGUUCUAUAGAAUUUGAGCCAGAAUAUUCUCUUAUGAUUUUGCAACAACGUUCUCACAUUUGGCUUCCAGUAAAUUUAGAACGACCGUGGGCGCAAAAUCCUGUAGACGCCUUAGUUUUAGAAUUUUUCAAAAAGAUGUUGAAACGCAUGAAGCGUCUUGUUGGCAUUGUUGUGGCGCUUAAGUUUAAUUACAGUUACCACAUUAGCCGCGGUGUCGGAUACAAUGAGUCACAACAUGAUUGGAGCAUCAUCCAAAGUUACUUAGAAGGUAACUCGUCAGCAACUGACAUGCUCAAUAAUUUACAUACAAAUAUUCAGGAAGUGUUUGGUAGAUCAUUUGAAACUGAAGAUGCUGCCACGUUGGCCGAUUUAUUCCUUAAACAACUUGAGGGACUGGAUCCUAAAG